CAAAGCAACAUCGAGCUUAUCUUGGUCGCAUAAAGAGGCUCUAUUCCCAAAAGAAUCAACUCGAAAGGAAGAAAGUUCAAGAUGAAUGAAUCACCCAAAGCAUUUCAUAUAAACUCGGGCUAUGAAGAUUACGACACUGACCCGACUUCAAUGGAACCCGUUCAAUUGAAAGCAUUCAGGAUUCAACCAGAAGAGAUAUAUGAACAUUUAAAUUAUGAUGACCGCAAUCUGUACGACAAACUAGACCUUAAGAAAACGGAACCUGCUCAAGGAUCAAGUCGCGCCCUAUUGGCCCUGGUCAUCAUUGUGUGUUUAAUAUCUCUCGUGGCUCUUCUGCUGACACUACUGAUGUUCUUCGGGAUAAUCAGACCCUCAAACGAAGGCUCUGAAUCUGUUUUAGCCAAGAUAAAGACCUUUGAGGAGAAUAUAACGAACCAACAACUGGAUUUGGUAAACAACGUGAGAAAGCUCCAGGGCCUAGUGGGUCUUCCCGGUUUCAACGGCUCUCAGGGACCGAUAGGUCCUGCUGGACCUCCAGGAUUUAAUGGAACUCAGGGCCCCCAGGGCAUCAUGGGCCCCCAGGGGUUAAACGGCUCACAGGGAGCUCAAGGUCCUACUGGACCACAGCGUUCCCAAGGAGCAGGAAACUUUUCUCAGUGUGUAUACAACAACGAAACAGUGAGAGGACGGCGAGACCCAAUAACAAGCAACACUCGUGCACAUGAAAUUAUGGUUAGAGUGGAAGAACUCAGCGUAAGUAUACUCAAUGCUGUCAAAUGACGAUUCCGAAACGAAACAGGUCACAAUUAGGUAAAACACUACUUUCUUGUGCAUGUCCAAGUAAAAAUCCCCUUGUCGACAUAUUAAUCAAAGGAGACCUAUGGCCAAACUCGUGGAUUAAGUAAUCUAGAGAUAAAAUA
Molecule: messenger RNA, 920 nt
Organism: Orbicella faveolata
Lineage: Eukaryota; Metazoa; Cnidaria; Anthozoa; Scleractinia; Merulinidae
Source: RefSeq, a predicted model, not a curated record